This is a messenger RNA of Alternaria incomplexa, 399 nucleotides long. RefSeq lists its product as uncharacterized. Lineage: Eukaryota; Fungi; Ascomycota; Dothideomycetes; Pleosporales; Pleosporaceae. The transcript has 3 exons. Bases 1 to 399 code for a protein of 132 amino acids. The record is from RefSeq and is a predicted model, not a curated record.
AUGCGUUUCCUCAUCCUCUUCCUGACGCUGCUUUCGGUUGCAGCAGGCUUCACUCUGCAAAAGACUGAUGGCACCACGAUCGAGCUCAGCGAUGAGCCUAUGGUCAUCGACGGCAUCUCCGAGGCUACCGGCGUCAGCACUGCAGGCAUUGGCAAUCCUCCGGCUGCUCUCACGAAGUCGACGCCGAAAUUCGAUAAGAUGAUUAGGUCUAUGCAGUGCUUCUGGGAUAAGGAUGCUCACGUCGCUGGAGUUGAUGCUCGUUCUGAGCGCCACUCCGACAUCGAAACCUUCUCCAACGUUGGCACGGCAGACAUCGGUACCGCAGACACCAGCGCCGAAGAUCCGCACUUGGUAUGGCACAUCGUCGUCCUAUUGAUCAAUUCGCUGAUAGCCAUUUAG